AUGGAUCGAGUAAGUAAUGAAACAUAUUUGACCUUUGGUGGACAUGUGGAAUUGUACAAUUACAGAUUUCUGUACUUUGUUAUUAUGUUUGGAAUUUAUAUUCUAAUAAUCUGCAGUAAUUCUGUCAUCUUGUUCCUCAUUUGGAUUAAGAAGAACCUCCAUGAGCCUAUGUACAUGUUCAUUGCAGCUUUACUCCUAAACUCUAUUCUUUUCAGCACUAAUGUCUACCCAAAACUGUUGAUUGAUUUUUUAUCAGACAAGCAGAUUGUUUCUCAUUCACUAUGCAGUUUUCAAGGUUUCAUUUAUUACUCUCUUUGUGGUUCUGAACUUUUUCUGUUGGCAGCCAUGGGUUAUGACAGGUAUGUGUGUAUAUGCAAACCUUUGCAAUAUUCAACUAUUAUGAAUAGAAGAACAGUCACUAGUUUACUAGUUUCAGCUUGGCUUUUGCCAGCUUGUCAGCUUGUGCCAUCACUUGUUUUAACCAGCAGCUUAGAAAUAUGCAUGUUUACUUUAAAAGGAAUUUAUUGUAAUAAUUCAAUUUCCCAAAUUUACUGUAUGAAACCGAGAGCAGCAUACAUCAUAUAUGGUACUUUCAUUUUUAUUAACACUACAUUUCUCCCUAUUCUUUUUAUUAUUUUUACAUAUGCUAAAAUACUUAUUGUAUCCUAUCAAAGUAGCAUAAAUUUUAGGGUAAGAGCUAUCCAGACUUGUUCACCUCACCUUUUGGUUCUAAUAAGCUUUUCCUGUUUCUAUUCAUACGAUGUUGUAAUAGCUCGGAUGGAAGUUGAUUUGGACAAAACGGUACGCUUUAUAAUGUCUUUACAAGUGAUUUUGUAUCAUCCUCUCUUUAAUCCAAUUAUAUAUGGUCUAAAAUUGAAGAAAAUUUCUGAGCAUCUUAAGGGAAUAUUUGCUCGUGGCAAACUCACUGUGUGUGUCAGAAUUAAUGUCUGUUGA
Molecule: messenger RNA, 954 nt
Organism: Melanotaenia boesemani (Boeseman's rainbowfish)
Lineage: Eukaryota; Metazoa; Chordata; Actinopteri; Atheriniformes; Melanotaeniidae
Product: olfactory receptor 2AT4-like
Exons: 1
Coding region: 1-954 (317 amino acids)
Biological process (GO): G protein-coupled receptor signaling pathway
Cellular component (GO): membrane
Molecular function (GO): olfactory receptor activity; G protein-coupled receptor activity
Source: RefSeq, a predicted model, not a curated record